Molecule: messenger RNA, 765 nt
Organism: Oryza brachyantha (malo sina)
Lineage: Eukaryota; Viridiplantae; Streptophyta; Magnoliopsida; Poales; Poaceae
Exons: 1
Coding region: 67-540 (157 amino acids)
Source: RefSeq, a predicted model, not a curated record
UUCAUUUGUCGACCAGAAACCGGUGAUCCAUCCCCGCGACUUCUUUCCUCGUCGCCGGCGGCGGCCAUGUCCAUCCCCGGGAACGGCCAUCUUCCGGCCUCCGCCGACCUCCCCGACCACUCCUCCUCCGCCUCCGACUCCGAGGCCGAGUCCGAGGCCGACUACCGCCCCAUCUCCGGCGCCGCCACCGACUCGGACACCGACCCAGAUCCCGACCCGGCGCCGCACCACCACAGCCUCGGCUCCCUCGGCAACGGCGUCUCCGAGCUGGAUCUCGGCUCCGAAGGCGACGACCGCGACGGCGCGGACGGGGAGGAGGCGGAGGAGGAAGGCCUGCGGCUCGGGGAGGCGGCGGCACGGGCGUUCUCGGAGGACGAGCGCCGCCGCCGCGCCCCGCUCCCCGCGGGCGCCGCGGCGCGGAUCGUGGACGCGAUGCGCGGCGUGGAGUUCCCCGGCGCGCCGCCGCCGUGGGCCGGCCGCGUCCCCGAGGACCAGUGGGUCGACCGCCUCCGCUCCCUCCGCGCCGGCCAUCCCAACUAGGAGGAAUUCAUUCGCUUUUUGGGUGCAAAUUUCUGUGAACUUGCGAUCUACUUUGUACUGUGUACCACAAACAAUUCGGUUUUGCUUAUUUCAAGCUGAGUUGGUGGCUUGCUGCUGCUUCUUCCUGCGAAAUUCUCGCACAAAUCAUUUGCAGUAACAUUUGUAUUGGUUCUUGUUCUUGUAUGUUUGAGUAAUCAAUUACUGUAUUCUUGAUUUUCCUACACA